Molecule: messenger RNA, 862 nt
Organism: Scheffersomyces amazonensis
Lineage: Eukaryota; Fungi; Ascomycota; Pichiomycetes; Serinales; Debaryomycetaceae
Gene: TIF11
Product: Tif11p
Exons: 1
Coding region: 97-558 (153 amino acids)
Biological process (GO): translational initiation
Cellular component (GO): cytoplasm
Molecular function (GO): translation initiation factor activity; RNA binding
Source: RefSeq, a predicted model, not a curated record
CUUAUGACCCAUACCAAAAAAAAAUUUUUAUAUAAUUUUUCAAAACCCUAGCUAUUUAUUAAGCUUAAACACUAUAGAUACACCACACAAAUCAAGAUGGGUAAAUCAGGUAAAGGUAAAGGGGGUAAGAAUAGAAGAAGAGGAAAGAAUGACAAUUCUGGACAAAAGAGAGAAUUGAUCUUAAAGGAAGAAGGUCAAGAAUAUGGACAAAUUACUAAGAUGUUAGGUAAUGGAAGAAUUGAAGUUAGUUGUUUUGAUAGUGUAAAAAGAAUGGGACAUAUUAGAGGUAAAUUAAGAAAGAAAGUUUGGAUGGGUCAAGGGGAUAUUAUUUUAGUAUCUUUAAGAGAUUUCCAAGAUGAUCAAUGUGAUGUAGUUCAUAAAUAUAAUUCUGAUGAAGCUAGAACUUUAAAGAGUGUUGGUGAAUUACCUGAAAAUGCUAAAAUUAAUGAAACUGAUACUUUUGGAGGUGAUGAAGAAGAUGAUGUUAACUUUGAAUUCGGUGCUGAAGAUGAUGAAGAUGAAGAAGAUGAUUCUGAUUUAGAUAUUGAUGAUAUCUAAGUAGUUGAAAAAUAUUCUUAUUCUCAUUCAAAUACGAAUUCAUAUUCAUAUUCAAAUUCAUCAAUAAUCAUAAUUGUUAGAAACAGUAUUUUGCAUAUCCAUCGACUCUAAUUCAUAUGAGUCUUAGGUAAAUUGGCCACAUUCAUCUGUAUUUUUAGUUUCAUAUUAUUCAUAUUCUUCUACUAUAUUUGGUAGUUAUAAAUCGAUAGAAUAAUGAUAAUAAUCCUUCUGUUUAGUAAUAUAUAUAUAUUUAAUAUAUUUAUUUAAAUUUAAUAUAUAAUAUAUAAAAUAUAAAAUAUUUAAA